Messenger RNA from Lodderomyces beijingensis, 1428 nucleotides. Lineage: Eukaryota; Fungi; Ascomycota; Pichiomycetes; Serinales; Debaryomycetaceae. The record is from the annotation of a GenBank genome assembly.
AUGAGCGUAGCCACAUCCACAAUAGUUGGCGCGUUAGCAUGCCAGCGCAACUCGUUCCUCAAGACAUUCAACACCAAAGUAGUAUCAAGCUAUGAAUUCGUCCCACCAAAGACAUCGAAACAAAAGCAAGCUAAAACCCCAGCCACGGAAAUGAAAUAUGGCGUAGAAUUCCAAGACACCAUCUUGUUCCCCGAAGGAGGAGGACAGCCUUACGACAAAGGCACCAUCACCAUCCUCUCAGACAAUGACAAUGACAAUGACAAGGAAAAUGUCACUAGCUAUCAAGUCGAUUCCAUCUUGCGCGACAAGUUGAAAGCGGUGCACAUUGUCGAGUCGCCGAUCCCCGUGGGCACACCAGUUCAAUUGCAGCUCGACUGGCCGCGCCGAUUAGAUAUAAUGCAACAGCACACGGGCCAACAUCUUCUCUCUGCCGUAUUUGACACUUUUGAGAUGGAAACUUUGAGCUGGUCGAUGGGCGACGAGAUCAACUACAUUGAAUUGCCCGAGAAAGUCGCUGACGAGAUGGUGCAGCAAGUGCAAUCCAAAGUCAACGAUUUGAUAUUUGAAGCGCAUCCAAUUACGGUGGUGACACCGGAUUCGCACGGUGGAGAUGUAGAUACGAGCCAUUUGCCACUGGAUUACGAUCAGAGCCAAGGGAUAAUCCGCAUUGUCAAGAUUGGAGAGUUGGACUCGAAUCCAUGCUGCGGCACGCACUUGUCCAACACGGCCCAGAUCCAGGCGCUCGUGUUGUUGAAUCAGACUUCGAUACGUGGGGGUCACUCGAGAUUGUAUUUUGCUUGUGGGGCUCGAGUUUCGCGAUUGACGGCACGAUAUCAUGACAUUUUGAAAGUUGUCUCGGGCUCGAAACUAUCGUGCCAGUUUGAUGAUAUUGCCACCAAGAUCGACCAAUUGAGCGCCAAUUAUCGCAAGGCUAACUCGAGCGUGACAAGUUUGAGUAAAGAGUUGGCAAAUGUGAAAGCUACGGAAGUAUUCAACAAGUUUAGUAAUGCUAAAAGUGGUGAAAAAAAUGAGGAGAAGGAGGAGGAGGAGGAGGAGGAGGAGGAGGAAGAGGAGGAGGAGGAGGAGAAGGAGCAAAAGGGAGAUGUGGCUUACGUAUAUCGUGCGGACAACAAUGCCGAGUUUUUGAGUCUAGUGCAGAAGGAACUAGUCACCAUGAUCAAUGCAGAUAAAUCUAGCGGCGUUGAUUUAGUAAAUAAGCAUACAUUGGUAUUGAUCAACGGCAACGCAAAGUCAAGUGGAGGCACUCUCAAGAUCCUCGGCCCCAAGUCUGGUCAGAUCGUAGAUCAGAUCAAGCUAAAACUCACUAACCUCAAAGGUGGAGGCAAGGGAUCAUCAUAUCAGGGCAAAAUUACAAAUUUCGAAAAGGGCGAGCUCGAAUUGGUAUUAGCCUAUUUAGACUCUUUAUAA